AUGGCUGCUACCCAGCCAGCGCUUGCAGUACUGCAAACACUACAGGCUGAACUCUCUCCUGGCGCACCAUUGACAUUCAGUAGCCCUUUCAGGUUCAUGACCCUGGCAUUGACACUUAGGAACGACAUCUUACUCAUCCAAGCUGCAUCACACCCCUCCAAUACUGCUCCCGACUUUAUGUCUCCUGCCAUCAAUUUGUUCUUGGCAGCCUGCUAUGGUCUCAGCGAAAGUGAUGUAGAUGUGCACUGGAAGGUUCUCAAGGAUCUUGUGUGGCAUAGCGAUGGAGACAUAUUUGGUAUCGAGGACAUAGCAUCAAUAGCGCCACAAGCACUUUACCUUCCUCACCAGACGUGCCUGACUGAAGGCUGUCCCGCUCAUGCGAAGGCGUCUGUCCUCAAGAAAGCCGAGCAAAGACAGAUCGUUCUCUAUACAUUGGAUCAUGGCCCGAUUGCUACAUACUCUAUCCACCUCUAUGGCGCAGGGUGCAACACCAAUUACCACCAUGAAUAUAGUGUCAAAGACAAGACUCGUAUGUUCUACCCUGGCAUUCCUGACAUCAUACAAGUCGGCGGACACCAGUUCAUGGAAACUAGGGUUGUGCGUAUGUGGCGCACACUGAUGCUUGUCUUGUGGAUGUCAAUGUCCAAUUGCACACGGCUAUACAAUGUAUCACUGAUGCAGAAUGUGAAACCUCCUCCCGACUUCCCAUGGAACUUUGAACUUAUGGGAGAUCACAUUUGGCACGGUUUUGUGCAGUUCGCUCUUAUGGAAGACUGCGUCGAGCACCACACUAUAUUAUCUGUUCCUCAAGAUGGUGACCAGAGAGCACAUUUUAUGACCGACAACUGA
This is a messenger RNA of Suillus clintonianus, 849 nucleotides long. RefSeq lists its product as uncharacterized. NCBI's taxonomy places the organism in Eukaryota, Fungi, Basidiomycota, Agaricomycetes, Boletales, Suillaceae. The record is from RefSeq and is a predicted model, not a curated record. The coding region runs from base 1 to 849 and encodes 282 amino acids. The transcript has 4 exons.